Molecule: messenger RNA, 4136 nt
Organism: Xyrichtys novacula (pearly razorfish)
Lineage: Eukaryota; Metazoa; Chordata; Actinopteri; Labriformes; Labridae
Source: the annotation of a GenBank genome assembly
GUCAAUGUCAAACCCGGAAGCGAAAUUGAAGGCGAGUGCUCGGCAAAUGCCAAAGUAGCGUCAGUGGAAUAAAAACAACCAUAAGAGAAACUAGAGAUGCCGUCAGAUUAACAGAUUGGGGACUAAAAUCCGUUUUAAUCACACAAACGUGCCGGGACACGCUGUUUGUUGGUCUCGACAUUAACUGGACUAUGCUUUACCCCAGGUUUAUGUGUGUUAUUUUGUUGGGGCUGUACUUGUGUGGAUGUCUUCAAUCUGUUUCUGCCUGCAAACACGAGCCAGAAACUCCAGACUGGAGGCUGACUCUGAAAACGAUCCGUAACGGAAUACACAAGAUUGACACGUACCUGAAUGUAGCAUUGGACCUGUUUGGAGGCGACGAUGGACUGUGUCAUUACAGGUGUAGUGAUGGUGAGCCAGUAUAUUACUCUCAAAAAUGGACUUCUCGGAUCUGUGUCAUUUACUAUCCUGUUAUUCUGUGUCAGUCUCGUUUAUUGGCAAAAAUCAAAAUCAAUAGUACUAUUCACUUUUGCUUUCCUUUUAGUGUCAAGAUAAAAAGUUCGACAUAAUAUUGAUGGACAUAAACCAGAACAAUUACAUUAUGUUCUUGAGUAGCACAGUAAACCAUGAAGUCAUCUGCUCUGAUUUCAUUAUCUCAAACAGAAAGAUAACUGCCUGUGACAGAACAAGAAACCUCCUCACCUUUGCUCCUCUCUCACAGGCUACAAGCCAGCGCCUCGUCCUGGGUACAAACCACCACCACCAAACGGAUGUGGAUCACCACUCUUUGGAUUUCAGGUACUGAUACAGCAGGUUUGAUCUAACUGGUGUGUUAAAAACAAGAAAGUCAAGUGAUUACUCUGCACAGGUGCUGCUAAAAAAACGAACAAACAUUAGGGGAGAGAGGGGUAAGUUGAGCCACCCCCUGUUGCUUGGAAAUGGUAAAAGAAAUUGAUCAUGAGACCAAAUAUUUAGGAGACAGACAUCAAUUUAUGGAGUCUAUGAAGAUUAGAAGCACAUGGGUGAAGGGGUUAGACAUUUAUUUACAAAAAAACAUUUUUUUACUCUUGAAAGUGAAUUUAGUCUGUCAUAAGUUUUAUUAGAAUUGUGUUCAGACCAAAAAAGAUCAUUUUAAAUUUGUUUCACACAUCAAUUGUGGUAUCUAUGAGCUACAACAUGAGGUCAGAAACCUAGCAUAAAAGUCCACAAUUUUAGCUUAAAGGACUAAUAAAGUCAUCAUAGUAGUUCUGGGGUAAUUUGAGCCAGUGGUUCAACUGAGAAAGUAAAGGAGUCUGAUGAGAGGAUCAGAGUUUCAGUUCAGAUUGUUGAAAUGUGUUACUUUUUCUUUUCAAAAAUACAGCUGUGAGUGUUCUUAAUCACUUAAAGACAUUCUCAUGUUAAAACAGCUUUUUACAAAACAGCUUUUUAUCAGUCAUAGGCAAUAAUAAUAAAAAGAAUUGUUUUACCAGUUGAAUAGCGUAUAAUAAAUAAAAAAAAACACAUGAAUGUGAAGAAGAGACUGUUAUUUAGGGAGAGAGAAGGUGAGGCAGGGCUGGGGUGAAGAGUGGGGGGUAGUAGGGAUACGGCUCAAUUUACCCCGCUCCUGUGGUCAACUUACCCCAUACACAGGAUAAGUUGACCGUAGGAGACCACUUUUUUGUCAUGCUAUAUUAUCAAGACAAUUAUGUUUACACUCAUUCUGUUGGUUUGCAGGGAUGAACAACAUCUUGAGAUAUAUGCAGAUACACUAGUUAGAGACAAAACUAUGAUUGUCUUGAUGUAGUGAUCCGAAAUAUGAAAAAUGGCUCAUCUUACCCCACUCUCCCCUCUAUUUUGAAAAAGUUCAAUAUAUCCAGAAGUUGUUUAAGAAAUUGAAAAUGUCUCAUCGUUAUAUGUAAAUCUUUUUUUUGUUUGUUUUAAUUUGGAAGAUUAUGGCCUGAAGUAAAAAAAAAAAACAUAUCUCAGAAUAUUAAUAUAUUACAAUAAGGGGUUGAGUAAAUUACUAUUUGAACAGUAUGAAUAUGUGGAUCUCUGGUCUAGUUCAGUAGACCACACACAACUACAUUCAUAAGGAAGACUGCUGACUUGAUAGUUGUCUAGAAGACAAUCAUGGACUCCCUCUUUAUGGAGAGUCAGCCACAGAGGGUGAUGCUGAAAGUUUUUUUCAAAGGAGAUUAAAAUUUGCAUUUCACUUGGAAAUCAAAGUCCUAGAGUCUGGAGGAGGAACAGAAAAGGACAGAAUCCAAGGUGGUUAAGGUCUAGUGUGAAGUCCCCGCAGUGUGUGAUAAUUUGGGGUGCUUUGCCAUCCAUGUUUGUUAGUCUACUCUGGUUUAUCAAGUCCAGAGUAAGUACAGCCUCCUACCAGAGGAUUACAGGCACUUGCUGUAUGAAGAGGAUAAGUUCCUUUUCUAGCAGGACUUAGCACCUGCCUACAGUGCCAAAAUAACCACUGAAUGAUUUGCUGACUAUAAUAUUGCUGUGCUUGUGUGACUUGGGCCUAACCUAAACCCUCCUUGUCAUCUGCGGGAUAUUUGUCAUAAAAUUGUGAUAUCAUUAAGGUUUUUUUUUCUUUCAGUUUGACAUCGGAAUCCCAUCCAUGACUAAAUGUUGUAACCAACAUGACCGCUGCUAUGACACCUGUGGCCAAGAGAAGCAUGACUGUGAUGAACAGUUUCAAGACUGUCUUGAAACCAUCUGCAGGAAUGUGCAAAGAACUCUUGGAUUGGCCCACAGUGUCCAAGGUGAGACGCCAAGGCUUUUGUUUUCACUUGACACAGAAUGGGAUGAGGUAGCAGAAGAGUCAGAGAAACUGUCAGUGAUUUUACAUUGUCUUAAAUGGUGUCAAACAUGCAAUUAAGCUCAUCAAACUUAAAAGAAAAAAGCUCAGGUAGUAAUGAAUUGAAGAUGGCUAAACUCUAAUCGGCCAGCUCUGUUUUAACUGUUUAAAAGGGGUUACAUUGUGACACGUUUGAUUUGUUGUUUAAAAGUAAAGAAGCCAUGUCUCAGUUCUUGGAGUUUUACUUAUAAACCCUAUAAAAUAAAUACAUUUCUGCUGUAGUUGAUGGUUGAAUGGAAAGUGACAUUGAAUACUAUUUUAAGUCAGGAAGUGUUUGAACACAGUGUGUCCAGCAGAGGACAACAGAGAGCUAAGUUUUGAACAAUGAAAUCUUCAAAAUGAGCAUCUUUGACGGUCAUUUAUGCCGAGAAAACUUGUAUUCAAUCAGUGCUGCAUAGAAAUCUCUUCAUUUGGUUUACAGUUAAGUAUUUGCAUAUUCCAGUUCUACUACACAUCUCACUUUGUUUCUUGUUUGUGUAUUUCUAAUCUUUUCUGUCCUCCUCUGCAGCUUGUGAGUCUGCAGUGACUCUGCUCUUCGAUGCUGUUAUGCACCUGGGGUGUAAACCAUACCUGGACAGCCAGAGAGACUCUUGUGUGUGUCAGUAUGAGAUGAAGAAAGAACUGUGAACCCUCACAGAAACAAGACUGUGAAACGGACUGAAACACAAAAGCAAUAGAUGGAUGCCAGUAAACUGUAGCUCCAGAGGAUUUUCUCAGGGAUCAAGGGUCUUUGGCCUUCACAACUGCGCAUACUUUAGCUCUUGUUAUUGGAGAUAUAAAAUGUGAACAUCUACUUUUGUCAAAAUAUCUAGUUUUGAAAGGUAAAGAAAUAAUUCUCUGUAAUUUAUAUUUUGUUAAUUAAUUGUUUAAUUCGUCUGAGUAGAAUUGCACUGGAAUACUAAAGUUUGAAUCUUUUGGGCACUGUUCACUUAAUUCUGUGUUUUUAAAGUCUUAAAAAUCAUGUAAAGAGACUUCUGGUGUGUGGUUGGGCUCUUUGUUUUAAGUAAAGCAAAGAAAGUAAAACUUGCUGUAGAUUUAUCACAUUUUAAUGAUUUAUCUACUGAAGCAGGGGUUGUAAAUCGUAUACUGUGACAAAGAUCAUUAUCUCUAUCGGUUAUUUAAGAAAGUGUAAAUAAAAUGUAAAUAAAAUAAAAACACAAACUAGUGUUUUUUAAGCAUUUUUCUGCAACCCCAAUUAAAUGUUGAGAGCAGAUUCGAUGGUUUUCUAAUCACUCAAAGCUUAAGUUUAAUAGAAAAUAAUACACAGAAAACACAUUAAAUUUUGAAAUGGAAAACUGUU